AUGAUGGGUUCUUUGCUUACGAGACCACUAUUGAUGGUUUUCGGAUAUGUUUAUCCAGCAUAUGAAUGCUUUAAGACGCUGGAAAAAGAUGAGCCAGACAUCGAUCAGCUUCUGUUUUGGUGUCAAUACUGGAUUUUACUUGCAGCCCUCACAGUAUUUGAAAGAGUUGGAGACCUGUUUAUGUCAUGGUUACCCCUGUAUGGUGAAGCUAAGUUUGCAUUGUGCGUCUACCUGUGGUAUCCUGGAACAAGAGGAACAACAAAUGUGUACAGUUGUUUUCUCAAGCCAUGUAUCGCCAAGCAUGAGAAGGAGAUUGAUAGCAAUCUGCUACGCAUGAAAAAUAGGUUGAUGAUGCUAGGGAUGUUGCUUUGGCAGAAGGCUGCGUGUUAUGGACAGACUAAAUUCUUUGAGAUUUUGCAGUUUGCUUCUUCUCAGCCAGGGUCAAGGUCUCGACCACAUACCGCUCAUAAUUCCAGGGGGAAGGAAAACUAA
Messenger RNA from Coffea eugenioides, 492 nucleotides. Its product is annotated as putative HVA22-like protein g. The transcript has 5 exons. The record is from RefSeq and is a predicted model, not a curated record. Lineage: Eukaryota; Viridiplantae; Streptophyta; Magnoliopsida; Gentianales; Rubiaceae. The coding region runs from base 1 to 492 and encodes 163 amino acids.